Oncorhynchus mykiss (rainbow trout) is the source of this 3278-nucleotide messenger RNA. The record is from RefSeq and is a predicted model, not a curated record. NCBI's taxonomy places the organism in Eukaryota, Metazoa, Chordata, Actinopteri, Salmoniformes, Salmonidae.
ACAUAAAGUGUAGUGGUGUUCUCACUAAUUAGAGAGAAGGGUGACUGGUACUACUUGUGUACAUGCAAAAGUUCUUAGGCAGGAAAGACUAAAUAACAAGGGAUGGGCUCCUUUAUCUUUCAAUUAAUGAAAGGGAAACAAAACAAAUCUGUCUGCAAUUAAUAAUUAUUAUUUUAAAAUCAUUGUUACAUUUUUCUGUUCUCUUGUCACUGUAAAUAAAAACGCUAUAACAUUGUUUGGAGUAUAAGCAGAGGUGUUUAUUAUCAAUAAAUGGACUACUACAGGAUGUUAGACAAUGUGGAUGGUCACAGCAAAAGAAGGGAAGAUGCAAUGCAGUAGUAGCUCAUUGCUCCUUGGCCCAUGCCUUCACAAGAGGCCCACACUGGUAGUUUUGUGAGCAGGCAAGCCACAGCCCAGAUGCAGUUGAUGCUUCCCAUCAGUGACAUGAGGAUCUCUUGGACAGGGUAGUUAUUCCACUGGAAUAGCAAAGGUAUUGCUCCCUUCUUCAGACAUCGAAGCCCACUAGAAGGUUCAAUGAAAUCUUAAUUUCCUAACUUUCAAUAAAGAUACCGCAACAACUAAUAACGUUAACGUCGUUAGCACUAACGUUAGCUAGGUACUGGUAGCUAAAGAGACAAAAAAAGACACCAGAAGACAUUCGAUUUACAAAAAUCACUAACUGAACAGAUAAACAGAAUUCUCAACAAGAAUGAUACAAAAUACGCUAUAGAAUCAUGAUUCAUAUACUGAGGUAAUGAUAAAACGAGCGACUUCGAGACUAGUAUGGCUAAAAUUAGGCUGCUAGGAAGCUGUGUAUCGGGUAGGAAGUGGGCGUUGCUACGUUGUGCAAAAGGUCUAUUAGUCUUCUUUAUUAAAUAAUUAGCAUUACCGUAGUUCAAAGAGCAACCCGCACUCUUCUUUUAAUCACGCCCCAAGACGCCCGCCAAUGAAAUCAUUUCUCAUCCGUGUGGAAGGGAAGUAAACAGUGACCAAGAACAAUUUUCACGAUAGCGUUUUUAUUAUUGUUAUUUAGACAUUUAUUAACACAGGACUUGGUUGAUAUAUGUUACGUUAUUUAGGUAACGCUAGAUAGCUUCUAACGUUAGCUAGCUAACAGUGGCUAUGGGUUUUCACACUCAAAUGGCCUCCAUUAUGGAGGUGCUAGCUAAUGCAGCCGUGGCGGAGAUCUGUAAACUCGUAGACGACGACUAUGCAGUGUUUCGUUUGGAAAUAACUCAGGGCCAAAAUGAAAACCGGGCAUUGCGGAGGAAACUACAGCUACUAGAAUUGAAGGUUGCACGGGAGCGUGCAGAGCGGACGAUCAGAGAACGCGUCAUCGCCAGUCGUCCCAGUAGUGACAAGAUCCUCGACCGAUACAGAGGAAUGGCAAGAGGUAAAGGACAUCUCACUGGAGGCCACAAGAGCUUUGUGAAGCCAGCAGGGCACAAUAUCUGGAGUGAUGACCAACCAAUCACUGUUGAAGAGGGGAGUGGAACCUCAACCCAGAAAGUUAUCGUUAUAGAGGAUGCAGAGGCUACAUGUCCUGGAGGAUUGUCUCUGGUCAAGCAGGAGAGGACUGAAGCAGACGACCCACAGCACAGCAGAGACAUCCAGACUGGAGCAACGUCUGGAGUGGCGCCCACUGCAGCCACAGAGGACCUAUCCACCGCCACUGCGCCUCAACCCAGGACCCGACGCAGCAUUACGGAGGAGGAGGGUCCAGAGGUGCUGCUGGUGAAGGAUGAGGGGUGUGAGGAGGGUCUGGGGAACCCUGAGGGGACCAUGGUCUUGGAGGACAACCAGACUACACCUCCUCCUGAACCCACAGAGGAGCCAGCUGAGCAGCACAGGACCACACACACUGAGCCAGUAGACAUGCAGGAUGGGAAGCCUGAUCUGCUGCUGGUCAAAGAGGAGACAAUAGAAGACGGACCAGAGAGCAUUGAUCUGCUGAGUGGACUAAAGAUGGGGGAGCAAGAUGGUUGGCUGGAAGCUAACAGAGGAGACUGGGCGACCAUCUUGGAUUCCCAGACUGGUAUAGCUAAGGGCCCAGGGGAUGCCAUCACCGAGCAGGCCAGGACCAGAGGCGACCAAGUGGAUGUCAGUGGAUGGGACAGCAUCCUCAACUCUGGGCUGGGGAACAACACUUUUAACCACAACCAGAAACAGAGAGUGGAACAUAAAACAACAUCUGAAUUUAGUGACAACAGACUGGCUGAGACCAGGGCGAGGCGUAGAUUAGGUCUGCGGGGACGAGGUGGUGUCCAUCUGAGAACAGACUCGGCGAGCGAUGCUCCGUCCUGCUCCUAUAGUUGUGAUUCAGAGAGACUGAUUGCACCUCAGGUUAACCCCCUAACAGGUGCUGCCCUCAGCCCUCCUUCUAUAGGAUCUAUCAACUGGAAAAUGGACCCUGUGACAACACAGACACUCCCUGACCUUCGUCCUCCUCACACUCUCCUUAUGUUUAACCAGACCUCAGACAAUGCCAGUGGCUCAACACUAAAUGGCUACACAAGCCCAUUGACAAAUGACAGUAGUAGUAAUGCUAUCAGUAGAUCUGGUAGCAAAGAGAAGCGCUUCCCCUGUUUGUUCUGUGGGAAAGUAUUUCGUUUCUCUAAACAGGUGGAGAGCCACCAGAGGAUGCACACAGGAGAGAAACCGUUCGGCUGCCACCUGUGCCGGGCCAGUUUUUCACACUUGUCCAGCCUGAAGAGGCACCAGAGAGUUCACACAGGGGAGAAACUUUUCAGCUGCCUCCUGUGCAGGGCCAGUUUUUCACACUCCUCCAGCCUGAAAAGGCACCAGAGGGUCCACACAGGGGAGAAACCCUACACCUGCUCUCAGUGUGAAAAGAGGUUCUCCCACCAGCACCAUCUGAAGAUGCACCUGAAGGUCCACACGGGAGAGGCCAUUCACCUGUACUCACUGCAGGAAGAGGUUCUUCGAGAGGAGCUACCUGCGAAUACACGCACGCCCCAUGAAUAGUAAAAUGUAAUGAAGUACUAGUUUGUUUGUAGUUCAUUCUUUUGGUUUUGCAUAUAGUGACAAUCUUGUCCUGUUUGAUGCUGGUGUUUUAUGAGGAAAUGAUAGUGCCUUAAUGAAUUUUAUCUUGACAUUAAGUAGUAAAGAUUAACCUUUUUCAAAGCAUUCUAAAUUUUAUUUUAUCAAAGCGAGGGUACCAGAUGUACAGGAAAGUGUUACCAUAGUGAGAAGUUAUUCUACAAUACAUGUCACAUGUAUAAUUUUGUGCAAUAAAAGUAUUGUACUUAAAUACAAAA